This is a messenger RNA of Arvicanthis niloticus (Nile rat), 370 nucleotides long. Lineage: Eukaryota; Metazoa; Chordata; Mammalia; Rodentia; Muridae. The record is from RefSeq and is a predicted model, not a curated record.
CCUCACCCUCCUUCAGACCAGCCAGCCUCCACCAUGUGUCACACCAGCUGCUCUUCAGGCUGCCAGCCAUCAUACUGUGUAUCUAGCCUCUGCCAGCCAUCCUGCUAUGUGUCCAGCCCCUGCCAGUCAGCAUGCUGCAGGCCUGCUAUAUGCAUUCCUGUAAGAUACCAGGUAGCCUGCUGUGUGCCUGUGAGCUGCAGGCCCACUGUGUGUGCUGUCCCCUCCUGCCAGUCCUCUGUGUGUGUGCCUGUGAGCUGCCGUCCUGUCUGUGUGACGUCCUCCUGCCAGUCAUCUGGAUGCUGCCAGCCCUCUUGCCCCACCCUGGUCUGCAGGCCUGUCACCUGUAGCACCCCCUCCUGCUGCUGACCAG